CUGCCUGUCAGAGUCGCAAGAGGAGGAGCCCAGGCCUUGCCUGCUCGGUGUGCCUUCAGCAGCCUUUGCAUAUGGAGAAGUGCUGGUUCAUCGAUUGCCAUUGCCACCUCACAGCCGAGGAGUUCAGGCAGGACAUAAAUGAUGUGAUUGAAAAAUCAAAAAAGGCUGGAGUUCGAGCCUGUGUUUCCGUUACAGAGCAGCAAAGUGAAUUUGAGGAGGUUAUUGAUCUAGCAGAAAGGUAUCCAGAGUCUGUCAUGGCAUGUUUUGGGAUUCAUCCGAUUCAGAGCAGUGCAAAUGGACAUCGCAGUGUUACUGUUCAGCUCUUCAAGUCUUUGGGGCAGAAAUCUGCCAUGGUAGCAGUUGUGUCUACAGCUGUCACAUGGGACUUGGAACCUGCCCUUCCAUUCUUUGAGAAGCACAAAGAUAAGCUGGUGGCUAUUGGAGAGAUUGGUCUAGACUUCACUCCAUGGUUUGUGUCCACAUCCCAGCAACGUGAGGAGCAGCAGAAGGUGUUUGCGUUACAGCUGGAUAUAGCUAAACAACUGGACCUGCCAGUAAACGUGCAUUCUCGUUCGGCUGGGAGACAAACUAUUGCUUUUCUUAAGGAGCAAGGUAUUUGGAACGCACUGCUUCAUAACUUUGCUGGCAGGCCCUCUGUUGCCCUGGAAGGAGUACAAGCUGGCUUUUGUUUUUCUUUUCCUCCAGCUGUCACAAGGAAUGAUCAGCGAGCAAAGUUAAUAAGACAAAUUCCUCUAGAGAACAUUUGCUUGGAGACCGACUCACCCUCUCUUGGCCCAAAGAAAGAGGUACAGAGAGAAAUGAACCAGAGAAGAUCAGGAUUGCUUGUCAGUACAUUGCUGCAGUGAAAGAAGUAUCAGUAGAAACAGUCUGUGAAGUAACAACAUGUAAUGCCCUGAAGCUGUUCCCCAAAGUUCACCAGCGGUUGAAAGAAUGAACACUUGCCAAACAACAAUAAAAAGAGGGCAUCUGAAACACAGCUCUGCUCUGUAGUUUGUGGUUUGGGGCUUUAUUUUAUAUAUAUAUAUAUAUAUAAUAUAAUAUUUUUACAGUGUACAUAUACAUAUUUCAUGCUAUGUGGAAUUUUUGUAUUACCAAAAUGACAUCUUAAAGAAUAAAAGCCCAAUAAAGUUUUACCUAUUGUA
Messenger RNA from Dermochelys coriacea (leatherback sea turtle), 1163 nucleotides. RefSeq names its product putative deoxyribonuclease tatdn3-A. Lineage: Eukaryota; Metazoa; Chordata; Testudines; Dermochelyidae. Bases 72 to 866 code for a protein of 264 amino acids. The record is from RefSeq and is a predicted model, not a curated record. Gene Ontology annotation, molecular function: hydrolase activity, acting on ester bonds. The transcript has 11 exons.